AUAUGUUGUUUCUGUAGAGAGUGAGAGACCUGUUUCUGUAUGAGCCGAUCGAAAUCCUGAGACGAUGAGGAAGCGUCAUCCAAAGGGAUCAGAUUUGUCAGAGCCAUCUUCUUCGAGUCAAGAAACUGAUGCUUCUUCUGAUAAAGAAGCUCUCGAUAAGGAAGUGCAGGCUGAUGUUAAAAGAUCAGGAAAAGUUUGGUUCUCAGUGUUGAUUUUGGUCACUUACUCUUCUUGGGUUGUUUACAAUUAUCAGCUUGGGAAUUUACCUAAACCCUUAACCGCUAAACAAGCUGGUAAAAGGGGUUUCUCUGAAUUUGAAGCUAUCAAUCAUGUUAAGGCUUUGACUCAGUUUGGUCCUCAUCCUGUUUCUUCUGAUGCUCUUGUCCUUGCCCUUGAGUAUGUAUUGGCAGAAGUUGAGAAAGUUAAAGAAACUGCUCAUUGGGAAGUUGAUGUGAAUGUUGAUUUCUUUGAAUCCAAAUUUGGUGUAAAUCGUUUGGUCGGUGGUCUGUUUAAGGGGAAGUCACUUGUGUAUUCAGAUAUAAGUCACAUUGUACUAAGAAUCUUGCCUAAAUAUGAAUCAGACGCUGGAGACAAUGCUAUUCUGGUCUCUUCUCACAUUGAUACUGUCUUCACAACAGGUGGGGCUGGAGAUUGUAGUUCAUGUGUAGCUGUAAUGCUGGAACUAGCUCGAUCUGUUUCCCAAUCGGCUCAUGGAUUCAAGAAUUCUAUUAUAUUCUUGUUCAAUACUGGAGAGGAAGAAGGUCUUAAUGGCGCUCAUAGCUUUAUAACUCAGCAUCCAUGGAGUUCCACAGUACGUUUAGCUAUUGAUUUAGAGGCCAUGGGUGCGGGUGGAAAGUCUAGUAUUUUUCAGGCUGGCCCGAGUCCGUGGGCUAUUGAAAAUUUUGCUUUGGCCGCGAAAUAUCCAUCUGGUCAGAUCAUUGGACAGGAUCUGUUCACUUCUGGAAUCAUAAAAUCUGCGACCGAUUUCCAAGUAUACAGGGAGGUUGCUGGUCUCUCAGGGUUGGACUUUGCUUUUGCCGAUAAUACUGCUGUCUAUCACACUAAGAAUGAUAAGAUAGAACUAAUAAAACCAGGAUCGCUCCAGCAUCUUGGGGAAAAUAUGCUUGCUUUCCUCCUUCGGGUUGCUUCAGCUGCUGAUCUGCCAAAGGAUAAAACGCUCCAGGGAGAGGAGAAAUCCAACUCGGACUCAGCUGUCUAUUUUGACGUUUUGGGGAAGUAUAUGAUUGUAUACCGGCAAAGUUUAGCAACAAUGCUAUAUGUUUCAGUGAUCAUGCAAUCGAUUCUUAUAUGGGUUUUGUCUGUGUUCAUGGGUGGUUAUCCGGCUGUUGUGUCGCUGAUUUUGUCGUGUUUGAGUAUUAUCCUUUCAUGGAUAUUCUCAGUAGCUUUCUCGGUAGCCGUUGCAUUCAUAUUGCCCUGGAUUUCCUCUUCACCUGUGCCGUAUGCUUCAAACCCAUGGAUGUGGCUUGUUCUUCUGGCCUUGGGAACCUAUUAUAAACUUGGAUCAACUUACCUCGCUCUGGUUUGGCUAGUUACUCCUGCAUUUGCAUAUGGAUUGCUCGAGGCAACUUUAUCUCCAAUCCGAUUGCCAAAGCCCCUCAAACUUGCAACUCUCCUUAUCAGCUUGGCUGUACCAAUUUUGGUUUCAUCUGGCAGUUUUAUUCAGUUGACGGGCACAAUGAUCGGCAUGCUCAUUCGAUUUGACAGUAACCCAGGCGGAACUCCAGAAUGGCUAGGCAAUGCAUUGAUCGCUGUUGUUAUUGCUACUUUCAUAAGUCUGACCAUGGUAUACCUGCUGGCCUAUAUACACCUCUCCGGUGCAAAAAAGUCGAUUGUCACUGCAUUAUGCAUUAUCACAGCACUCUCUCUUGCUCUUGUAUCUUCUGGUGUUCUUCCUGCAUUUACGGAGGAUACUGCAAGAGCAGUAAAUGUAGUACAUGUUGUGGAUACAAGCGGGAAAGAUCAAGUGGCAUUCAUAUCACUAUUCUCAAACACUCCUGGAAACCUAAACAUGGAAGCAGAGCAAAUCAAAGAAGGGUUCAGAUGUGGCAGAGAGAAUAAGAUUGAUUUUGUCAGUUUUGAAGCUAAGUACAGUUGUGUUACCAAGAAGGACGCAGAGGUUGGAUGGGACAAGAACGAUAUUCCAGUUCUGCGUGUCAUAAACGACAAAGGAAGAGACGAGAGAAGUGUCAUAGCGGUUUCAAUGGACACAGGAGGCUCAUCGCGCUGGACACUUCGCAUUGACAUGGAUGAAAUAGAAGACUUUACAAUGCAAGUAGGUGAGGAGGAAGAAGAAGAGUUGAUGAUAGCACGAGGCGAGAAAAGCUGCAAUGAAGAAGGAUGGCAUCAAAUUCAAUUCGCAGGUGGUAAAAAGGCACCAACAAGCUUUGUUCUCAAACUUUACAAGAAGGAGGAAGAAGUAUCUGAUGAGAAGAAGAAGCAAAGACCUCUCUUGAAACUCAGAACUGACUUGAACCGUCGCACUCCACAAGUCCAAAGGGUUCUCCAAAGACUUCCUCCAUUUUGCACAAUGUUUGGAAAAUCCACUUCUCCUUUUACUCUCGCGUUUCUUGCUUCUCUUCCUUACACCAAAUAACACUUCCCCACUCACUUGGCCUUUUGCUAACUCAUUUUCUAAUAAAGUUUUUUGUUGGUU
Molecule: messenger RNA, 2674 nt
Organism: Arabidopsis arenosa
Lineage: Eukaryota; Viridiplantae; Streptophyta; Magnoliopsida; Brassicales; Brassicaceae
Source: the annotation of a GenBank genome assembly